Molecule: messenger RNA, 4328 nt
Organism: Sinocyclocheilus rhinocerous
Lineage: Eukaryota; Metazoa; Chordata; Actinopteri; Cypriniformes; Cyprinidae
Product: protein LAP2-like
Exons: 25
Coding region: 16-4167 (1383 amino acids)
Biological process (GO): receptor clustering; neurotransmitter receptor transport, endosome to postsynaptic membrane; embryo development
Cellular component (GO): basolateral plasma membrane; adherens junction; postsynaptic membrane
Molecular function (GO): protein kinase binding
Source: RefSeq, a predicted model, not a curated record
UGAGCUGUGGUGAGGAUGAGCAGCAAGCGGAGUUUGUUUGUGCGGCUGGUGCCGUGCCGCUGCCUUCGGGGCGAGGAGGAGCCCGUCACCUCACUGGACUACUCGCAUUGCAGCCUGGAGCAGGUCCCCAAAGAGAUCUUCAGCUUUGAGAAGACCCUAGAGGAGCUCUACCUCGACGCCAACCAGAUCGAGGAGCUGCCCAAACAACUUUUCAACUGCCAGUUGCUCUACCGAUUGAGUCUACCGGACAACGACCUGACGGUGCUGCCACCGGGCAUCGCGAACCUCAUCAAUCUCAAGGAGCUCGACGUCAGCAAGAACAGCAUCCAGGAGUUUCCUGAAAAUAUCAAGAACUGUAAAGUCCUGACCAUCAUAGAAGCGAGUGUGAACCCUAUAUCAAAACUCCCAGAGGGCUUCACGCAGCUCCUCAGCCUGACCCAGCUCUACCUGAACGACGCCUUCCUAGAGUUCCUGCCGGCCAGCUUCGGCAGACUAACCAAACUGCAGAUUCUGGAGCUGCGGGAGAACCAGUUAAAGAUGUUACCAAAGAGCAUGCAUAAGCUCACACAGCUGGAGCGCUUGGAUCUGGGCAGUAAUGAGUUCACUGAAGUGCCUGAAGUGUUGGAGCAGCUUACAGGAAUCAGAGAGCUGUGGAUGGAUGGAAAUAAGCUGACGUUUUUACCGGGGAUGAUCGGGGCACUGAAGCAGCUCUGCUACCUGGACGUGUCCAAAAACAAUUUGGAGAUGGUUGAUGAGCAGAUAUCUGGCUGUGAAAACCUGCAGGAUCUACUGCUGUCCAACAACGCUUUGACGCAGCUGCCAGGGUCUAUAGGCUCUCUGAAAAGACUGACCACUCUGAAGGUGGAUGAUAACCAGCUCAUGUACCUACCUGACACGAUAGGAGGACUCACGACUCUGGAUGAGCUCGACUGCAGCUUCAAUGAGAUCGAGGCUCUGCCGUCCACCAUCGGCCAGUGUGUGAACCUGCGUACGUUUGCUGCAGACCACAACCUGCUCACACAGAUGCCUCCAGAGAUGGGCAGUUUGAAGAACGUCACCGUUCUCUUCCUGCACUCAAACAAGCUGGAGACUCUGCCGGAGGAGAUGGGCGACAUGCAGAAACUCAAGGUCAUCAAUCUCAGCGAUAACAAGUUGAAGAAUCUUCCGUACAGCUUCACUAAACUCAACCAGAUGACCGCAAUGUGGCUGUCUGAAAACCAGUCGAAGCCCCUCAUUCCCCUGCAGAAAGAGGAGGAUCCAGAGACGCGCAAGACUGUACUCACCAACUACAUGUUCCCUCAACAGACCAGAACUGAGGACUAUUUGCCCAACUCAGACAGCGAGAGCUUUAACCCUUCUCUGUGGGAGGAGCAGCGCAAGCAGCGGGCGCAAGUGGCAUUCGAGUGUGACGAGGACAAGGAUGAGAGAGAAACGCCCCCGCGGGAGGGCAAUCUGAAGCGUUACCCCACACCGUAUCCUGAUGAACUGAAGAACAUGGUGAAAACGGCUCAGUCCGUGGCUCACAGACUCAAAGAGGACGAGUCCGGGGACGAGGCAGGAAAAGAGACCAGGGGCAGCGAGAGGAACCACGUCGGAGUGCAGGAUGUUGGCGUGAAGGUGAUUGAAAGACCCUGCACUAAUGGCAAAGCUGUUGAAAUGGUGCCUAAAGCAACGAUGAACAGUCAUCAAAAUUACGAGCCAAUAGAUUCAUUAGACAACCACAGCAUUGAAAGGAUCCCUCUCAAGACCUCCGACAACAUGAGAACUAUGAUGAACCAUGAUGAUACACAUGAGGACUCAGAGGAGCUGUCAUCUGAGGAGGAGGAAAUGAAGAUAGCCGAGAUGAGACCUCCACUCAUCGAAAUUUCCAUUAACCAGCCCAAAGUAGUGGCCCUCAGCAAGGACAAAAAAGAUGAUGGGAAGGAUGCCGACUCUUUGCUUGAUGAGACGGUGGCCAACAGUAACCAGAACAACAGCAACUGCUCUUCACCAUCACGCAUGUCUGAUUCAGUGUCCUUGACCACAGACAGCAGUCAGGACAACUCCCUCUGCACCCCAGAGAGAGAGUCAAAGAUGCCUCUGGUCCCCAAGAACGGACAAGAGGAUGAAAACCUCAACCAGCUGAAGCAGAUGACCCCUCUACUCCAAAACUGUAAUGGCUCUGAGACGUCCCUACAGACCAUCCUGAAGAACCAGCAGAGCUAUGAAAGCAAGUCAGACCAGAUAGCCGACUAUAGUCUCUCUAUGGAGGAGAGGCUUGCCCUCAUUGAAAAGGGCAUAAACAACGGCGUGGCAGAACAGUACAGCAAGUGGGAUCAGAUCAACAUGAACGUGGCCAAAUUCCCACCUGACAACAUGGUGUCGUAUGAGGACCUGGAAAGGAUCAAAAGUCCCUCAGCCAAGGAGUCCAUGUCAAGCAACAACAAUGCCAUGGUGUCACUCGAGAGUCUUGAGAAUGGCAAUCGGAUUCAGAAAACCCAGUCUGGAGAGAAUUUUAAUGGACGAACGGAUCAAGUUCCCUUGCGGUAUGAGUCAACGAGGACCGUCUCCACAGGUGUAACGGCUUUAAGCGACAUGAGUCUUUCUCGUAGCACAGAGGAACUCUCGCCAGAGAAGAAAUGUCCACCGGCCCCAGUUGUGAAAUCUCAGAGCAUUGCCAACAUGGACGCUGGAGGAAUGAAGCUAUACUCCAUCGAAGGAGAAAGCCCUCCGUAUGAAGUGGCAUGUGCAGCCAGAACGUCUAUAAGCGGCGCUCAAGGCCAGAGCAUCGUCCGCUCCAAAUCCGCCUCUUUGCUAAACGACCAGCCAUUGCAAAUCUACCCUGGUUCCUCUGCGUCAUCCUCUGACCUCUUGUCCAGCUCCAAACCUCCGAUUAGCAGCGCCCGCUACCCCACUGGCCCCCCUCCGCAGUACAACAUCCAGUACGCCAGUAGCACUGUGCCCAAAGACAACUUGUGGAGCCAACGUACCCCCGUACCUCUUGAGCAGCCCUACCUCCCACCGCAGCACUCCCUCGCCAACACCAACUACUCCAACCGCAACAACGCCCCCCCAUAUCCCCAGCCCCAACAACGUGGCCCGCCCAAGACCCCGGACAUGUGGGCCAAGGAAAGGAUGCUGCCAUCUGUUGGCCAGCGUGGCACCUUGCAGAUACAAGGUAGCGGGUCCUCUGGCAGCCCCAUGUGCAUGCCGGACCCACGUCGCAUGCCAGGAAUGGAAGGAGGAGAGUACAUGACCUACCGGGACAUUCAUGCAGCAGGCCGUGGGGCUCUGCAGAUGAGCCAGGCGCUCCACAGACCCUUGUCCGCCCGCACUUACAGCAUGGACGGACCCAACGCUCCCCAGCCGCAGAGUGCCCGGCCCCCACCUCAGGAGCUUCCAGAGAGGACCAUGUCCGUCAGCGACUUCAACUACCAGCACGCCAGCCCCAGCAAGAGACCCAGCAUGAGGGUGAAAUCAGAGCACUCGUUGCUGGAUGGGCCAGUCAGCGGAGGCGGCAGGGUUCCAGCAGACUGGAGGGACCAGGUCAUGAGACACAUCGAAGCCAAGAAGAUGGAGAAGAGCGCUCUCUCUCGGUCUUUGGCCACUCUCAUUGGCAGUCAGAGCUCUCUGGCCUUUAGUGCUCUAGACGGAUGGCAGAUUGGAGCUCAUGGGCCCAGCGACGAUGUCUUCAGUCCUCAAGGACAACAGGGCUACCAUAUCGACACUCUGAGAAAAGUGCCUUUGAUGAACGGCCAGAUGUGUCCUCCUGUGAGAUCUCCCAUGAGCUGCGGUCAGCCACCGAUGGCACGCCACCCCUCACGAGAGCAGCUCAUCGACUAUCUGAUGCUCAAAGUGUCCCAGCAGCCCCCGGGCCCUCCACGGGUCCCACACGAGACGCUGCAGCAGGAGCUCCACGUGAAGAUUGAGAAGAAUCCUGAGCUGGGUUUCAGUAUAUCAGGAGGAGUGGGUGGACGUGGGAAUCCCUUCCGUCCAGAUGACAACGGCAUCUUUGUGACGAGGGUUCAGUCAGAGGGACCUGCUUCAAAACUCCUUCAGCCUGGGGACAAGAUCGUCCAGGCAAACGGAUACAGCUUCGUUAACAUCGAUCACGGAUACGCAGUAUCCCUCCUGAAGACGUUCCCCAACACCGUCGACCUGAUCAUCAUUCGAGAGAUGGCCGCGUAACAGAGCACCGUCUUAUUUUUGUACCGAGAGGAGCCAGUGCUAUAUAUAGCUAAUCUGAACUGAUGUUAACGGGACGAUGGUUGACCGUCGGUGAAACCACUGAAUCAAGUGGAAGACAGAAGCAUGCGCCUUCACUGUGGGAUAGUCUGUUGGCGCAGGCC